This is a messenger RNA of Bacillus rossius redtenbacheri, 1458 nucleotides long. RefSeq names its product elastin-like. The coding region runs from base 1 to 1458 and encodes 485 amino acids. The transcript has 3 exons. NCBI's taxonomy places the organism in Eukaryota, Metazoa, Arthropoda, Insecta, Phasmatodea, Bacillidae. The record is from RefSeq and is a predicted model, not a curated record.
AUGGGAGAUGCCGUGUUGCGGUACACGCCGCAGUUGCGGUACACGCCGCAGUUGCGGUACACGCCGCAGUUGUUGUACACGCCGCAGUUGCGGUACACGCCGCAGUUGCGGUACACGCCGCAGUUGCGGUACACGCCGCAGUUGCGGUACACGCCGCAGUUGCGUGGGGCUUCCCCGGCGGUGAUUCAUCGAGACUGUGCCCGACUGUGCCUGGCUGUGCCUGGCUGUGCCCGGCACUGUGCCCGGCGCUGUGCCUGGCUGUGCCCGGCUGUGCCCGACUGUGCCCGGCUGUGCCCGGCACUGUGCCCGGCACUGUGCCCGGCGCUGUGCCUGGCUGUGCCCGGCUGUGCCCGACUGUGCCUGGCUGUGCCUGGCUGUGCCCGGCUGUGCCCGGCUGUGCCCGGCUGUGCCCGGCUGUGCCCGGCACUGUGCCCGGCUGUGCCCGACUGUGCCUGGCUCUGUGCCCGGCACUGUGCCCGGCGCUGUGCCCGACUGUGCCUGGCUGUGCCUGGCUGUGCCCGGCUGUGCCCGGCACUGUGCCCGGCGCUGUGCCCGACUGUGCCUGGCUGUGCCCGGCUGUGCCCGGCACUGUGCCCGGCUGUGCCCGGCUGUGCCCGGCUGUGCCCGGCUGUGCCCGGCACUGUGCCCGGCACUGUGCCCGGCGCUGUGCCUGGCUGUGCCCGGCUGUGCCCGGCUGUGCCCGGCUGUGCCCGGCUGUGCCCGGCUGUGCCCGGCUGUGCCCGGCUGUGCCCGGCUGUGCCCGGCACUGUGCCCGGCACUGUGCCCGGCACUGUGCCCGGCACUGUGCCCGGCUGUGCCCGGCUGUGCCCGACUGUGCCCGGCUGUGCCCGGCACUGUGCCCGGCUGUGCCCGGCUGUGCCCGGCACUGUGCCCGGCUGUGCCCGACUGUGCCUGGCUGUGCCUGGCUCUGUGCCCGGCACUGUGCCCGGCGCUGUGCCCGACUGUGCCUGGCUGUGCCCGGCUGUGCCCGGCUGUGCCCGGCACUGUGCCCGGCUGUGCCCGACUGUGCCCGGCGCUGUGCCCGACUGUGCCUGGCUGUGCCUGGCUGUGCCCGGCUGUGCCCGACUGUGCCUGGCUGUGCCUGGCUGUGCCCGGCUGUGCCCGGCUGUGCCCGGCACUGUGCCCGGCUGUGCCCGGCUGUGCCCGGCACUGUGCCCGGCUGUGCCCGACUGUGCCUGGCUGUGCCCGGCUGUGCCCGACUGUGCCUGGCUGUGCCUGGCUGUGCCCGGCUGUGCCCGACUGUGCCCGGCUGUGCCUGGCUGUGCCCGGCUGUGCCCGGCUGUGCCCGGCACUGUGCCCGGCUGUGCCCGGCUGUGCCUGACACUGUGCCCGGCUGUGCCCGGCACUGUGCCCGGCACUGUGCCCACAGUGGCGACGAGCGGACCUGCUAGUUCCAACGAGAGACUGGUUGUUAUUGUUACCGAUUCCUACCUGUGA